Molecule: messenger RNA, 5318 nt
Organism: Pomacea canaliculata
Lineage: Eukaryota; Metazoa; Mollusca; Gastropoda; Architaenioglossa; Ampullariidae
Exons: 10
Coding region: 1598-2920 (440 amino acids)
Biological process (GO): proton transmembrane transport
Cellular component (GO): plasma membrane
Molecular function (GO): voltage-gated proton channel activity
Source: RefSeq, a predicted model, not a curated record
UCAUUUCAAAGAUGCUAUGUCAUAUGCACAAGUCGUAAAAUCUUACAUUGUAAGUAACACGUUUUUUAAAAGAAAGAGCUUCAAUCCUUCUUAAACAAAAUUCGAUAAAUUUCUGGAUUUCUCGAUAAAACAAAAGCUUCGUGGAAAGUGAAACAAAUGUAUGUAUUUUCUUAAAAAUUGGACGUAACCAUUUUUUCUGGAUCCCUCCUCUGAGAUAUAUUGUUGUGAAUCGAUGUUUUCCUGGCGUUAACCGGUCAUUAAGUACUGAGAGGAUACGAAUCAUCUAUACUUAGAGAAGGUGAAAGGUCAUGCACUCUGCCUGACCAGCGGAAGUUCAGUAACUGUGCCAUCUCAGAACUGAAUGUUCCUCCUUGUACAGGUGUCGUCUGGUGAUCGAUGCUCUUCGGCGUUACUAGCAAGUCCCGGAGUAUUUCUUAUCCUGCUGUUUCUUGAGAACUUAACUCUGGAGUGUUUCUGACUGAAGUGGUGCUGUGACCAGUCAUGCACACAGUGUCCACCACACUGGUUGAUAACACUUUUCAAGUAUCCAUGACACCGGUUGAUAACAGACACUUUUCAAGUAUCUCCGUUGGGCAUUAGAGGAGCAAGGAGAAGUCAGGAAAUUUGGAGUAAACAGGGGGCAAGUAAACUUGAAUUAGUGUAAAAUACAUCAAAGCUGCAGGUUGCAGUAAACACUCGGCAGGUGUACUUUUGCAGGAUGAGAGCAGGAAUGUGACGUCAUACAGGUAUGAGCAGGGAGAGCAUGCUACAGACGGUGUUACAUGCCACAGACGGUGUUCCCGGCGCCAUUCACUAGGUGCUGAAGUGAAAUUUUUUAAAAAGUUUACGUUCGCACAGAUCAACACAGACGACGAGUGUGACCUCUGACCUGUCAUAUUACACUGCAGCUCAGUGCAUGGCCUGCGUGAUCGUCACGACCAGGCUGUCCUUCUUGCCGAGUGACCCUUCCCGACAGGCAGUCAUGUCCAGUCCACCUUUUCCAAGAGUGCCGGCGGAAAACCCUCAAGUACAUCAACAGCAGAACAGUUCUCAUCGCCAUCUGCGCCCUGGUUGUCAUCGAAUGCGCGUGUGUUCUAGCCGAGCUAAUGGUGGAUUUGCAAGGCAUUAAGUUCCGCUUCGAGAACGAGGAGCAGGAAAUCCUGCGGUUUGUGCAGUACCUGCGGGAGAAGUACCCUGACCAGUUCGCAUCGUUUGACGGGCGGAACGUGGAGGACAUCUUCAGCCAGAUUCAAGAGGCCAUCGUCCUCAAGUCGCCGGACGAUUUCUCCUGUCUGCGUUGCGCGUGCACGUGCCCCACAGCCUCCCAGACAGCCCUCCAGACAGAAUCGAGCAGUCUCACGCAGUCCGGAAGUGGCGACCCGGCCAGGUCACGCACUCUGCAACAAAGCGUGACGUCACGAGACGCUCAGAUAAGCGCCGCAUCCCCGUUGCGAGAGGUUGCGGAUCUGGGCGAAGCUCCGCCAGGUGGCGCGGGGCGGCGGGGGCGGCGAAGCGAGCAGGGGUCAGGGGACACGCAGACGGCCUUGCCCCCCUCGGUGCAGUUCGUGAAGCUGGACAACGCCACGACGGCUUCAAGAUGGAGAAUGUGUUCGUGCUGGAGAUCAACAACGUGAAGGAGAGCUUCUUUCUGGUGGCGGAGUACGCGCCGGAGCACAUCGCGCAGAACGACACGCGGCACAGCCACUACCACAACGAGUACGAUAAGAUCCACAAGGCCUCCACCACGCUGCACAUCGCCAGCCUCGUCAUCCUCUCCGUCAUGGUCAUAGAGACUCUCGCAAAACUUAUCUGCAUGGGAACAGGCUUUCUCAAGAAACGAUUUGAGGUGUUUGACGCCUUCAUCGUGCUGGCGUCCUUUGCGCUGGAUUUCGUCUUCCUCGACAGCCGCUGGUACGAAACGGGCAAAGAUGCCGCCACCAUCCUGGUCCUGCUGCUGCCCUGGCGGGUCGUCCGCAUCGUCAACAGUUUUCUGAUGACAAUAAAGCAUAAACACCACAUCGAAAUGAUGAACAUGAAGCGAGCAAAGAAGAAAGCAGAUUUCAAGAAUGCGAAAUUGCAAACUUUACUCACAGAAAUAAGGAAAGACGUUCAGCUGCUUGUGGCCCUGUGCCGGAACUCUCAUCUUCCAGAGGGAGAAAUCACUGCCUGUUUGUAUGGUCUGGGCAGGCGCAGCACAACCCUGAAUGCCGUCACUUCCUGUACGACCAUCAUGCUGGUUUCCGCCCUCGGCAAAGACGCUUACUGCGAAGACGAAAUCUACGGACGUCUGUUUGCGGAUGCCCUGAGGGACCCGGCGGAACACGAGGAUGAGCCGGAGGCAAAGAAAGCCCAGGAGGAGGCGAUAGACGCAGCCAUCGAGCUGGAGAAGCAGAUGGAGCAGAAGAACAAGAAGGCGGCGCGUGCCAGCAAGCCUCGUUCUGCCAAGCGGCGCGCGAAGGUGACGCGCAGCUACACGGUUCCGCGCCGCAGCGCCAGCCUCGACAACCAUGCGGCAGCGUGCGAGACGGCGUACGGGGACGUGCCUUUCGACAGCGUCAGCGCUCCCAACGGAAGCGGAAGCGGAAGUAUAUUUUAUGUCAACAACGGUUUCACGACGCACAGUGCGCAACGAACUGCCGGCGGCGGGGCCAGCUGUAGUGCGGCGGCCGCCCCGGGCAACGGGAGCCAGACCAAAUCUCCAGAAACUUUGGCAGGUCUGGCCUCCGGAAGUGGCAUCCCCUUGUCGAAUUUAUCUGCAACGACCCCGAAUGGCGAGGAAGAGGUUCUGGAUUCACCGAAGGAAUCGUGGGAAGAAAGGCUUCCGCCGAAGUAUCAGAGCAAGGCGUCGGUCAGGAGUGUUCCCGGUCGUGGACCGAACUACGUGACCUUCGAAGUUACAACGCAAGUCACCUACCUUUGACACAGUGUGGAAAUAUCACAGACAAACGGCGCAGAUAUGAUGACAUUUUCAGGCAAAUAGUCGAACCUGAAACGGCUUGUUGUAUGAGAGUGAUCUCCCUUCUGAGUGACGUCAUAGAGAGAAGACGAAGACACCACCAUAAGUACAGUGGCUUGAAGAGCAUAUAUUUGCAUAUUACUAUGUGCUCACUGAUGAUGAUGAUGAUGAUGAUGAUGAUGAUGAUGAUGAUGAUGAUGAAAAUUUUGGUUGCCAUUUUUCUAAAAUACUUCAUCUUGUAGUAAAACAAGUAGAUGAUUUCGAAGAGUGUAGUUUUUAAGACAAAGACUAGACAGCAUAGAGAACAUUGUUUCAUGCUCCGAGUUCAAUCUUUGUGGACUUUUAAGUUUACCUUUUUAUCGCCAUGACAAUUGAAACAAGUUAAGCAAGCUCUAGUCCAGAAGGCGGCCAUGACACUGGGUAGGCUGACAUCAGCUUACUUACUACAUCUACCACAGACCUGCAGAAGGUGUGUGCAUGGCUGACUACAAUGUUCUUGGCUACCCAAUGGCUCGGGGAUUGGAGUCAGUUCGCAAAGUGCAUGUAAAACUUGUUUGUGUGUAGAACUCAUCAUAUCAACAGAGGCCAAUGUCACGUGUCAGCAGUUACUUGAUCCUCCAAGUUAAUUAUCAUUCGUGUUCUCGCCGAAAAGACUUCUGCACGAAGUACUUUUGAAAAGUAAGGGUGAUAAUAAUAGUCAGAUUAGAUCUGAUUAUGGGAUGCAAGUGUAUUUACUAACAUUCAUGACUUUAUUUUUUUCUUUCCUUCCUGUUUUUUUCACUCCUUUCUUCUCUCAUAUUUCGUCUACUUUAUUGUCCUCCUUUCCAAUCUUCGCACACUCACAAGUUCAGUUACAGAGUACAGUAUGAGGCCAGCCUUGUCUCUGCAAUAAGCGAAGAAGAAUGGGUUUGAAAGAGCAAGAUGUCCGGUCUUUCAGGGUUUAAAAAAUAAAAGUUCUCGUUGGCAAAGCGAAGCAUACAGCAUUAACAAAGUUACUUUUUUGGAGUUCUGGUACCCUUUUUGACAUUUAUCACAUUUAUCAUUAACUGGGAAAUAUCUCAGUAGCUCAAAAGGUCCUAUCCUUUCUUUUGAAUGGUUUGUGCCCCAAUUUUUGUUUUUGUUUUAUAAGAAUAACAUUGUAGUUUGUCAUUAACAACUCUCUGUUUUAAAAACAGGUAAUGUCAGUGAAAGUUAUUUAAGCUUUUAGUCUUCUUGCUGUCUGGACGAUCCUGUGAUGCGACGAUUAUCACAAAUGCAGUGAAAAUCUGAUGUCCUGGGUUCAUAUCUUGCCUCGGGCACGCUGUUCUCUGUGUGUGGCACCUGUUUUACAGAGUCGGCUGCUUUGUCAUAACUUAGUUAUAGCUACUACCCAGGUUUUAUAUACUAGGCUCUCUUUUGCAAGCUUUGGUGUUUCUGACAUAAGGACCGGAAACUUCUGUUCCUCCUCCUCCUUCUUCUCUCUUUCCAUCCCACAUCAUAAUACCAGCGAGACAAUGUGCUACAAACACACAUAAUGUGUUUCAUCUGAUUGUUGUUUGCAAAGAUCAGCUUUCUUCAUACUUAAGACACGAAAGCUGUCAACUGAGAAUUAUGCAAAAAUGUUCGUUAUUGCAACAAAACACAGACUUUGAAACUGCCCAUUACAGAAAACACAAACUAUUUGCAUAAAUACUUGACAUUUCAACAGCUACAUGGUUGUGGUUGAAAAAUAGUUCAUAUCACAUUUACAGCAGGUGAUGGACAAACACUUUUUAUUUUAUUAGAAUUGUCUCUGUGAGAGACAGCUCAAGCUCACACAAAUUCAUAAAGCUUAUUUAUGUUUACAAAGAACACAACAUCACAGGACGCCUUUCAGCACGCGCACACACAUCGGUCCCUACACGUACACUUGCAUUCUAGGAUUGUUUACAAACAACUAUUCCAGGACAGAUCGUUAUCCGUGCCGUGGAAUCCAGCCUUCUGUUGACUAAUAUGUUGUUGACUUUUUUUGUAUGUUUUCUGACCCUGUCUCCAGUCAGUUGAUCGCUCUUUCAUGUGAUAUUGGCAACAUGUUUGCUGUUUGUUGUCUUUUCUUGUUAAUGCGCUGAAGUAGAUAUGUAAUGGAGUCAGCACAUUCUAUGCUUUAAGGAGUACAGCCUACAGCAAUUAUGUUCAGUUUGUUUAUAUACAUCUAUAAAUAUGCACUUUUGACCUCGGCGCGUUGUUGAGUUCUGAAAUCUUGUCAAACUGCCUGAAGACAUAGACUUCUAAAAACUUCUCUUUGUUGUCUUUCUUGGUUUGUUAAAGUGGCAUAGACGCUAUUUCUAAAUAUCUCUUCUCAGAACGUUCUAGAAAGCCGCUCUUAAUACUGUGUCGCAAUCUA